Molecule: messenger RNA, 972 nt
Organism: Acyrthosiphon pisum (pea aphid)
Lineage: Eukaryota; Metazoa; Arthropoda; Insecta; Hemiptera; Aphididae
Exons: 3
Coding region: 347-940 (197 amino acids)
Source: RefSeq, a predicted model, not a curated record
AAAAAAAAAGUAUGCGUAUUUCCCCUAAAAUUGAAGAAAUAUGCAAAUUAUGCAUUUAAAAUUUUUAAACUCACUAUUGUAGUAUAUCUCCGAUUUCUAGCAUGGUCUGCUAUAAAUUGAGAGCAUAUAGAAUGAUAUGCAAUUCCUUCAACUACUGAGCCCUAGUAAUGAGAAAAUUGUAUUUUAAAGGUCGAACACGUCAUUAACAAAGCCUAGGCCCAAGAGAGCAUCUGCUAUUGACAGUGCUGCUGAGAAUAGAAAUUCUGGUUUAUGUAAAUUAGGAAAAUACAUAGAGACUAGAGAUUCCAGAUGGUCCUUAGCUGUUAUAAAUAAUAUUUCAUUACCAAUGUUUCAAUGUCCAAUUUGUGAUGUGUAUCUCUAUAGUCCAGAGUCACGCAAAAAACAUGAAGUUUUAAAGCAUUCCUCGCUGCUUGAGACUAUACAUGAACCUGUGGAUAUUGUUUCUACUCCAGGAAAUACUGAACCGUUAACUGAACAGUUAAUCCUUUUUAAUUAUUUGCAACUUUGCGUAACAUCAAAACAUAAAACAAAAGCAGUCCAUGAAUUGGCCAAAAGGACAAAUUUUUUGAAAGCGUUGAAGACUUUAGGACCAAACAUUAUUGACUCCUUUAAGUGUAAUUAUUGCCCAUAUACAACGGAUCUUAUAUUUGCUUUAUGGGCUCACUGUACCUCCAAACAUCUUUAUCUAAAAUGUGAUUCUGAAAAAAAAACAUGUUUAUAUUGCUUUUUGUGCAAUCGCAUGUUAACUAAACGUACAACAAUGCUCAAACAUUUAGACGCUUGUAUUAAUAAAAAACUAAAUGAACCACCAAUUACCAAUGACUCAAAAAAACGAUUAAUAUGUGAAAUUUGCAAUGAAGUCUUUGAUUCAUUGAUAGAACUUGAAAAACAUACUUGGGGACAUGCGAAAAAGAAAUAAUAUAGUUAUAAACAUUAAUAUUACUUACAUAA